Messenger RNA from Rhizophagus irregularis DAOM 181602=DAOM 197198, 504 nucleotides. RefSeq lists its product as uncharacterized. The record is from RefSeq and is a predicted model, not a curated record. Lineage: Eukaryota; Fungi; Glomeromycota; Glomeromycetes; Glomerales; Glomeraceae.
AUGAACCAAAGUUUUAUUUUUGUAAUUAUUUUAUUGACUACGCUUUUUACGGUGAAUACAAGAGCUACUAUAUUUAAUCAAUGUCCGGAAACGUCAACACUACUUCCACUUAAUGUAACAAUUGCACCUGACCCUCUCGCUGCUGGAAGCUUUGGUAGCUUUAGCAUCUCCGGAACACUAAAUAAUGAUAUUACCUCAAAUACUCAACUUGUAAUUAUGUUUUCUGAUACUAACCAAGCUCCCCUAGUUCCCCUUUAUAUUCAAAAUUUUCAAGAUACGAGUGGACAACAGAUUAAUGUAAAUGUACAAGUUCCGACGCCAGUAAAUUUCCCUACAGAUUACUGUAUUGCAGUUGUUGUCGGAAAUCCGAACAAUUCACCAGAUCAAUCAUUUGAUGCCUACGGAUGUGCAUAUGCAACUUAUGGUCAAAUGACUGAAAUGAAUUCUAUUAUUAGCGCUGUAGAAGAUUCGUAUCCUGUCGCAGAUCAGAAUUUGUAUUAUUAA